GACGACACCGUGCGAACAAAGGAGGGUCUCGAUGACGCUGCUGGUGUCGCCGUCGUCUUCGACGAAGAUGAUGAGGACGAGGGCGGUGACUACAUCCACGAGUUGGGUGACGAUGAGGAUGACGACGAUGACGACGAGGGCGGCAAGAUGGAUGACGACAGGGACGAUCGCGGCAUCCACGCCACGCUGCUCGAAGCGGAUGACGAGGAGGAGGAAGCCAAGAAGGAAGACAAGUACAACGUCGACAUUCAGAAGAUUGAUGCGCACUG
Molecule: messenger RNA, 269 nt
Organism: Symbiodinium pilosum
Lineage: Eukaryota; Dinophyceae; Suessiales; Symbiodiniaceae
Source: the annotation of a GenBank genome assembly